CUGCCACUGAAAAAAAAAUGUUGAGAUUAAAACAAGGGAAAUUUAUAAACUGAUGGAUUUAGAUAGUAGUAGAACUUACCUAGUUAAAAAGGCCUCAAAAGAAAAGUGGGAGUCGAAAAAAACUUAGGAAGAAACUGCUCUUUUCAAACCGUUAUUCCUUAAUGCGGUUGUAAAAAGGAGUUGGGCAUAAACCAAUUAAGAAUCUCUCUCUCUCUCCCUCUCUCUCUCUCUCUAUUUUCUUCUCCAAGAUUCAGAAGAAAUGCCAACUUCCUGGCACCUCAUCUUCCUCCCCUUCUUGUUCAUGUCUCUCUCCUUCACAGAUGGGACUCAACUCAUAGUUGUGAACAACUGCAAGGAAACCAUAUGGCCCGGAAUCCUCGGCACAGCCGGCCACCCGACUCCCAAAGACGGCGGCUUCCCCCUCUAUAUCGGCGAACAAGUCGUCAUCGAAGCCCCGGAAAACUGGUCAGGCAGAAUCUGGGGCCGUCAGGGCUGCCGUUUCAACACAAAAACCGGCAAAUUCUCGUGCCAAACAGGGGACUGUUCCGGCCUCUUACACUGCACCGGCACCGGUGGCCUACCCCCUGCAACUCUCAUUGAAAUGACACUUGGCACCCCCAAAUCAGCCUUGCAUUUCUACGACGUGAGCCUCGUUGACGGGUUCAACCUCCCGGUGUCAAUGACACCAGUUGGUGGCGGCGUAGGAUGUGGCGUGGCGGCAUGUGAGGCGGACUUGAACCAAUGCUGCCCCGCCACUCUAGCGGUGAUGAGGCGGGGGAGGGUGGUGGGUUGUAAGAGUGCUUGUUUGGCUACUAAGAAGGAUAGGUAUUGUUGUACCGGGGAAUAUGCUAACCCUGGAAAUUGCAAGCCUACCGUGUUUUCACACCUUUUUAAGGCCAUUUGUCCCCGGGCUUAUAGCUAUGCAUAUGAUAAUUCCGCGGGACUCAGGACUUGUAGGGCUCCACGGUAUGUCAUUACCUUUUGUCCUUCCAAAUGAUAUUGGCUCACUCAUAUGUGUUUCGCUGUUGUUUUAGGCUUUGUUUGAGGUUUUUUUUAAGGUUCUGGAAGUUAAUAUUUUGGUUCAAGUCUGUACUUUGUGUGUGAAAAUACCAUUUUCAUUAUCAACAAUUGCAAGCACUCUUGUCUAUGCAUGCACCAUAAAGUCAUUGGUGCGGGCAAUCGCCACAUUAGGACCA
Camellia sinensis is the source of this 1196-nucleotide messenger RNA. Its product is annotated as thaumatin-like protein. NCBI's taxonomy places the organism in Eukaryota, Viridiplantae, Streptophyta, Magnoliopsida, Ericales, Theaceae. The record is from RefSeq and is a predicted model, not a curated record.